Molecule: messenger RNA, 492 nt
Organism: Amoebophrya sp. A120
Lineage: Eukaryota; Dinophyceae; Syndiniales; Amoebophryaceae
Source: the annotation of a GenBank genome assembly
AUGGCUUCUGAGUGGAUCAUCAUCAUCCGGGGCAGCUUCAAGGUGCACACCGGCGGCUCGGGCCCUUGGGCCGAUUCGACGGGAUGCGGCCCAUGUGUUCUUGCACCAGGUUCGGAGCGACCUGGAUACGAUAUCUUCCCGUCGUUCCUCUCUGUUCUUGAAAGCGGAGAACAAACUACAGCGAAAGGUUUGGGGAUACACUGCGCAGCGGGUUUUCGCGCAGCUUGCCGGGGUGCUUGGUGUCGCCAGCGCGGAGGCCCUGGAGGAGGUGGUGCGGACGUACGACACGCACGACGUGUCUUUGGGAUUUCAGCUCCAGAUUCUAGGAGUGGAACACCAGACGUGCGGAAGUCCUGUUCUCGGCGACCCAGACGAUUCUGUCGCCGGUCACUUCGCACUGCAGGACGCGGUGAAGGAUUUUUUAGAUCCGCGAUUCGCGGCAGCCGAGGACGACGAGUCAACAAUAGGAGGUUUUACAUCUACUUCCACUAG